Messenger RNA from Antechinus flavipes (yellow-footed antechinus), 3708 nucleotides. Its product is annotated as zinc finger protein 883-like. The transcript has 5 exons. The coding region runs from base 403 to 2601 and encodes 732 amino acids. Gene Ontology annotation, biological process: regulation of transcription by RNA polymerase II. Lineage: Eukaryota; Metazoa; Chordata; Mammalia; Dasyuromorphia; Dasyuridae. Gene Ontology annotation, molecular function: DNA-binding transcription factor activity; RNA polymerase II cis-regulatory region sequence-specific DNA binding. The record is from RefSeq and is a predicted model, not a curated record.
UCCCCAUUGUGCACUUCGUGGGAGUUUAAUAAGGGCUAGCCUAGUUACUUGGUGCAAUAACUACUCAGUACACCUGUGCAGAGAACUCAGACCACAUAUCCCAGAAUUCUACGGGUUCCGGACCUUGAGUUUCCCUGAGACUUCAUUUCCCAGAGUCCAUCGGCAAGCCAAGUGCAUCCGUGUAAUGAGUCACGUCCAAUCAAAUUCGUACUGACCGACUCGGUCGAAUCCUGAAGGAUUCCGGGAAUCGUAGUUUAGUCCUUCUGCGCAGGCGCAGUCCAGAGUGGGGCGUGGUUUUCUCUUCCUCCUAGUGCGUAGAGCUACGUUGGGCGGGCGGCAGUUUUCUCUUCUCAAGAAUCUUGUCUUCUCUGCCAAAGGAAAGUCAAGGAAGAGGAAGAGAAAAUGAUUUCUGGGCUUCUGAUAGCUGAGUCCCAGAAAGCACUGACCUUCCAAGAUGUGGCUGUAGAAUUCACCCCAGAGGAAUGGGGAUUGUUGGAACCUGCUCAGAAGGACAUGCACAGAGAUGUGAUGUUGGAAAACUAUGAGAACUUCGUCUUCCUUGAUCUUCCAGUUCCCAAACCAACAUUAAUCUUCCAUUUGGAGAGAAGAGAAACACUAUGGCUAUCAGCAGAAGAUAUCAUAAGAUAUACCUGCCCAGAUUUCCUUGUACAGAAGACAAAUUGUGAAACCAUAGAGUCAUCUCCAAAGCAACAUAUUUCUAUGGAAGAAUCAUUCAAAGAAAGACUCAAAAAGAAUAGUCCCUGGGAUUCUAAAUUGGAAGAUGUUUGGGAUUAUGAUAUCAAAUUAGAGAGGCAAAACAAAAAUCAAGAGAGAUCAUCCAGACAAUUAAGAAUCAUUCACAGGAAUACUUUUAAUGAGUUAAAUACUAAUGAAUAUGAUACAUAUGGGGAAAAAGUCAAUCUAGGGUCAAAUGUUAUUCCACAACAGAAAGUUACUAUAGGAAAAUGUUUACAAAAAUAUGAUAUACUUGGAAACAGUGUCAGACUGUGUUCAGACUUAAUUAAGUAUAAUACAACUUCCUUGGGGAAGAAAUUUCCUAAGUACAAUAAUUGCAGGAAAUCUUUUAUUUACCAUUCAAAUCUUAUUCAUUAUCAUAGACUACAUACACGAGGAAAAGAUUCUAAGUAUAAUCAAAGUAGCAAAGAUUUCAGCAUCAACUCCUCACACCCUUCUGUACAUCAAAAAAUAAAUAUAAGAGAAACCCCUUACAAAUGCAAUGAAUGUGGGAAAGCCUUCAAGCAGAAGAAAUACCUAAAAACACACAAGAUAAUUCAUAUUGGAGAGAAAUCUUUUGGAUGUAAAGACUGUGGAAAAGCCUUUAGCAAUAAUCACAGCCUGUCUCAACAUCAAAUAAUUCAUAGUGUAAAGAAACCAUUUGAAUGUAAUGAAUGUGGUAAGGCUUUCAGUAGCAAACGAUACCUUAUUGAACAUAAAACAGCUCAUACAGGAGAGAAACCUUAUAAAUGUAAUGAAUGUGAAAAAGCCUUCAGCUGGCAUGCAAGCCUCUAUGUACAUAAGAGAGUUCAUACUGGAGAGAAGCCCUUUGAAUGUAAGGAAUGUGGAAAAGCCUUCAGCAAGAAAGUAUAUCUUAUUAGACAUAAGGUAAUUCAUACUGGAGAGAAGCCCUUUGAAUGUAAUGCAUGUAGGAAAGCUUUUAGGCACUAUUCUUCCCUUAUGCAACAUCAAAAAAUUCAUACAGGGGAGAAACCCCAUAAAUGUAAUGAAUGUGAAAGAGCCUUCAGACAAAAGGCACACCUUGAAAUUCAUAAGAGAAUUCAUAAUGGAGAAAAGCCCUUUAAAUGUAAUGAAUGUGGGAAAGCCUUCAGGAACAAAGUAUACCUUAAUACACAUCAAGUAAUUCAUACUGGAGAGAAACCCUAUAAAUGUAAUGAAUGUGGGCGAGCCUUCAGGCGGAAGGCACAUUUAGAAACACAUAAGAUAAUCCAUACAGGAGAGAAGCCUUUUGGAUGUAAUGAAUGUGGGAAAGCCUUCAGCAGUAAUCACCACCUAAAUCAGCAUCAAACAAUUCAUACUGGAGAGAAACCUUACAAAUGUAAUGAAUGUGGGAAAGCUUUUAGCAGUAAUCACUACCUAAUUCAACAUCAAACAAUUCAUACUGGAGAGAAACCUUAUAAAUGUAAUGAAUGUGGAAAAGCUUUCAGCACAAUUGCCAGACUUCAAACACAUAAGUUAGUUCAUCCUGGAGAGAAGCAUUUUGAAUGUGGUGAAUGUGGGAAAGGCUUCAGGUACAAAUCAGGUCUUAUACGACAUCAAAGGACUCAUACUGAAGAGAAACCCUAUAAAUGUAAUGAAUGUGGGAAAGUCUUCAAGCGGAGCUCAUCUCUUAUGCAGCAUGAGAUAAUUCAUACUGGAGAGAAGCCCUAUAAAUGUGAUGGAUGUGGGAAAGCCUUUAGUCGGAAAGGAAACCUUGAAAUACAUAGGAGAAUCCAUACUGGGGAGAAACCUUACAUAUGUAAUGAAUGUGGAAAAGCCUUUAGGCAUAAAGGAAGCUUUAAUGCACAUAUGAAAAUGUAUACUGGAAAGAAACAUUUUGAAUGUAAUGAAAGUGGAACAGCCUAAAUAAAGACCAAAUUGCUACACAGAAUUCAUAGGACAUAAAUAUUCAUUAAAUAUAUAGAACUUGAGAAAAAAUUGCAUUGCAAAAAAUCAUGGAAUUUAUACUAAAGAGAAACCCAAUGAAUGUGGCUUGGUCUUUAGCUAGAAUGUAAACCUUACUGAAAACUUAUACUUGAAAGAAAUAUUUUUAGUGUAAUGAAUGCAGGAACAUUCCCAAAUGAUGGAGAAACUUUAAGGAAUGUUAGAAUUCAUGCUGGAAAGAAACUUUCUAAAUGUAAGAAAUUUGGGAUAGCCUUUAGGAAAAAAAAAAGCAAAGCUUCAUGUUGAAGGGAAACACUUCAAAUGAAGUUGAGUGCUCAAACUUUCAAAUAAAAUAGAAAGAUUAAAGACAAUAAGAGAAUACAUUUCAAAGCGAAGUCUUUUUUGAAUGUAAUGAAUGUGAGAAUACUUCUAGACUUAGACAAAUCUUUAUUACAUAUAAGAAAAUUCUUACUGUAGAAAAUGUGUUUAUUUUAUUUUGAUUGUUAAUAUUUGAGUGUUUGGGAAAGCCUUCUACAGGGAAUCUCUUAGAAGAUACUAUUGAGUAUCUCAAAUGUUUUUAAUAUACUUUGAAGCUCAUGAAAGAUAGCAUAUUGCAGAGAGGUUUUUUGUGUAGUUGUUUUUGGAUAAAAGCAUUCUGUAAAAAGUUUACAGAAUUUCAAGAUGGUAAGGAAUUGUAGGAACACAAAUACUCCAACUUAUACUUGAAAAAAAAAAUCCCUUCUACAGUAUUACCAAAUUAUAACCUGAUCUUUGAACGCCUCUAACUGGGGCAUAUUUCCCUUAUCAUGGUCUGCCAUGGGAACUUUAGAGUAUUUAUUGUGCAAUUCCAGCAGUAAGAAACAUUAGUUACAGUCCAGUGGUUAAGGGCUACUUGAGUUUAUGGCAAGACCUAGAAGACUGCUUAGUGAUCAUCUAGUCCAAUUUGAUUCACUUUAGUUUUCUAUUGGAUUAUCCACACAUAAUUUUACGUUUUAAAAAAAUUUAGUACCCUAUUUCAACCCAACAAGCAUUAAACACCUAUAUGUAUUUUAUUGUUUAUCAUUGGAAAUAAAAAGAAAAAAAAUGAAA